Oryza sativa Japonica Group (Japanese rice) is the source of this 1088-nucleotide messenger RNA. RefSeq lists its product as uncharacterized. Gene Ontology annotation, biological process: protein retention in ER lumen; endoplasmic reticulum to Golgi vesicle-mediated transport. Gene Ontology annotation, molecular function: ER lumen protein retrieval receptor activity. The record is from RefSeq and is a predicted model, not a curated record. NCBI's taxonomy places the organism in Eukaryota, Viridiplantae, Streptophyta, Magnoliopsida, Poales, Poaceae. Gene Ontology annotation, cellular component: cis-Golgi network; endoplasmic reticulum; membrane.
AUGAGGGGGGCGAAGCGGCCGCUCGGCGCGGUGAUGGCGUGGGUGCGGCGGCAGCCGCCCAAGGUGAAGGCCUUCCUGGCCGUCGUCACCGGCAUGGCCGCGCUCGUCUUCAUCCGGUUCAUCGUCCACGACCACGACAACCUCUUCGUCGCCGCGGAGGCCGCGCACGCGCUCGGCAUCGCCGUGCUCAUCUACAAGCUCACCAAGGAGAAGACCUGCGCCGGACUAUCCCUCAAGUCUCAGGAUUUAACUGCGUUGUUUCUAGCUGUUAGACUAUACUGCAGCUUCGUUAUGGAGUAUGACAUCCAUACUGUGCUAGAUACUGCUACACUUGCAGCUACACUUUUUGUAAUCUACAUGAUCCGGUUCAAAUUGAGACCAACUUAUAUGGUGGACAAGGACAAUUUUGCAUUGUACUAUGUGGUGGUACCUUGUGCUGUGCUAGCACUGCUUAUUCAUCCUUCAACAUCUCAUAACAUUGUGAACCGUAUCAGCUGGGCAUUUUGUGUUUACUUGGAAGCUGUCUCAGUUCUACCACAGCUGCGUUUGAUGCAAAACACAAAGAUUGUUGAGCCGUUCACAGCACACUAUGUGUUUGCAUUGGGAGUUGCAAGGUUUCUUAGCUGUGCACACUGGGUUCUUCAGGUAUUGGAUACUCGUGGUCGAUUGUUGACUGCUCUGGGCUAUGGCUUGUGGCCAUCUAUGGUGCUUCUGUCGGAAAUCGUGCAGACAUUCAUCCUUGCUGAUUUCUGCUACUACUAUGUGAAGAGUUUGGUCGGUGGGCAGCUGGUGCUACGGCUUCCAUCUGGGGUGGUGUAAGAACUGUAGAAGGAUACAAAGCUUCCAGCUUCACCCAUUUUUAUGUACUCUGAAUAACAGUUAUGUUCUAGUGUCCGACCUUCUGUGUCUCUUACCAAGACCGAGACCGGAGCCUUUUUUUUACUUGAUAUUUUGAGGUAUAACUAUUAAUGACAAGUGCACUAGAGUCUUCUUAAACAUAGGUCGUUGAAUGACUGUUUAUAGUUGCGAAUGUGCUGAUACUUUGGUUCAAUUUAGCUUCUGGGUACAUGGUUGUCGUGAUUUUACAA